AUGCUUCAGAGAUCUGUCGACACUUCCAUGCAAGAUGAAGAUGUUCUGGAUAAAGUUUAUGGGAAACCUAUUUACCAAGGGAAUCGCAGCACCCUCAAGAAAGGACCAUACCUGCGCUUUAGCUCACCAUCACCCAAGUCCAAACCUCACAGGCCCAGGAUUCUGGAGACUGUAAGAGGUAUUAAACAGAAGUCUGCAAAAACACAGACCAGUGCUACCGGGUGUAAGGUGACUCUAACCAAGCUGAAAAGCCAGGAGCGCUUUUUGCCCAUGAUGCAAGAGCCGCAGUACUUGUUCAGUCCCACCGGACAGUCCGUCAGCAUGUCUGCACCAAUGGAGGGACACCUCAUCCCAAUGGCAAUUCCUCUAGGAAGAUCACGGUUUGAUGGGGUUUGUCCUUUGCCUUCUUCUGUAACUCUUACCCGACCUCACUCUGUAACAAUUACUACAUCUAUUCCAUCCUCACCGCCAAAACCACAAGCAAGAACCGUCAAGCCAAAUGUGGCAGUGCUAGAAGUUUUAUCAGAGAAAAAAGACCCCCCACAACUCUCAGUCCAGGUAGGCGAUCACUGUCACCUGCCAUGA
Molecule: messenger RNA, 585 nt
Organism: Bombina bombina (fire-bellied toad)
Lineage: Eukaryota; Metazoa; Chordata; Amphibia; Anura; Bombinatoridae
Product: TALPID3 protein
Exons: 3
Coding region: 1-585 (194 amino acids)
Biological process (GO): smoothened signaling pathway
Cellular component (GO): ciliary basal body; centriole
Source: RefSeq, a predicted model, not a curated record